CAAACCAACUGGUAAGUUUUUAAGUCUCAAAAGGGAAAGGGAGCUACAAUGGCAACCACUAGAAUAUUGCGCACGUUUAAGCCUAUGACUAUUCAUUCCUCCUCUGCUUCUUCUUCUUCACCACCAACAACUGUUAGGUAUCUGAGCAAGGAUGCCGGGUUGAUGAGUGGAGAGAAAAAACUUGGUACUGCGAAUGAGAGAAAACAAAUGGCGGUUGUUAAGGCUUCAGUGGCCGGUUCCCAGACACUUACCACAUCGAAGCCACAAGUGAAUCGAGGAGUUAUAGAUUUGGCUUCCUUGGUUACAAAGACCAAUCGUUCUUUGCUCAUUCUACUAAGAACGGCUCUCAAGAGAAAAUCUAUACAGCAGCAGGUCCAGAUGUUCAUUGAAAGGGGCAUAAUUGACUGUCGGUUCUUUACAUUACUUGCUGUUGCAGGAUCUUUACUUGGUUCAGUACUGUGCUUUGUCGAGGGUUGUUUUAUUGUUCUAGAGUCAUAUUUCCAGUAUUUUCAUGCCUUGUCUCAGAAGACAGAUCAAGGACAUAUGGUGCACCUACUUAUUGAAGCAAUAGACAUGUUCCUAGUAGGAACAGCCAUGCUUAUAUUCGGAGUUGGGUUGUAUGCCAUGUUCAUGGGGUCAAAGGCUGCGAAAGAUAGAGGACCGCGGUUCAGUGAGUCAAACUUGUUUGGGCUGUUCUACAUGAAGGCAGCUCCAGCAUGGGUUGACAUGAAAUCAGUUUCGCAAGCAAAAUCUAAAAUUGGGCAUGCAGUGGUGAUGAUACUUCAAGUGGGACUGUUGGAGAAGUUCAAAAGUAUACCUCUUGUCACACCACUCGAUCUUGCUUGCUUUGCCGGAGCUGUGCUCGUCUCCUCAGCUUGUAUCUUCCUUCUUUCCAGACUUGAUUAUUCUGCUACCACUGCUGGCUGAUCAAUGAUCAUUUCGACAAGAGUUGCACACCUCACAAUCAAGUUCAAAAGCAGAGCUACCCAUAUCGAUUUAUUUAUUAAUAACCCAUUCUUUUUGAAGUACUGAUACUGAUAUACACAUCUACUACUGAUACUGAUACAGGAGUCAUAAUAAACCCAAAAGGGAAGAGGAUUAUCUCGAAACCCUAUAUAGAACAUAGAUGUUCCUUCCAAUUCUUUAUUAGGUUAUUGGAGUUGUAAUCCAAUUGUUUGAGUUCUUAAUAAAAGCUUAUGUAUAGUACGCAGACAGAA
Molecule: messenger RNA, 1217 nt
Organism: Rosa rugosa (rugosa rose)
Lineage: Eukaryota; Viridiplantae; Streptophyta; Magnoliopsida; Rosales; Rosaceae
Exons: 5
Coding region: 49-927 (292 amino acids)
Source: RefSeq, a predicted model, not a curated record